Aspergillus calidoustus is the source of this 4136-nucleotide messenger RNA. The record is from the annotation of a GenBank genome assembly. NCBI's taxonomy places the organism in Eukaryota, Fungi, Ascomycota, Eurotiomycetes, Eurotiales, Aspergillaceae.
UAAGAGGCCCAGUUGGCUAUCGCCGCCCACGGUGUGGGUUUCUUUCUUUUUCCCUAGCUCUUUUUCCUCCUCUGGAUUAUGUCUCCUAAACUGAUGCUUUCGUCCACUACACUCCUUGGCCCUGAAGUCCAACAUUGACGGUCGACAGCCUGAUCUCAGCCAGGGUCUAGCCAGUAAUCCCAUAAAGGCCAUGGCUCACCAAUUAUCUUCUUAGUACGAGACACGUUCUUCCCCAUUCAUGGCACUUUCUUGGAAGACAAACUAUCCAGCUUGGCAGAUAAGCCAUUCAGUUGCCUGGGGUCGACCGAAAGUUUGCAUAAUGCGAAUGCGGCAUAGCUAAAAACUGCCCCACUCCCCAGCUUACCCCUUACAAUUCGUAUAUAUUGCAAACCUUUUCCUCGCUUCUACUAUUGACACCUCAUCGUUAUAGUAUCUCUUGUGAAUACCCAAUUUUUGGUUCGCAUUACUUUGUUUAAAGAUCAAAAUGGGCAAGGACUGCUGCCACUCGGAGUCUGUCCAUGACGAAGAACUCCCUGCUCGCCAUAGUUCUACAAAUGCUGCUCAGAACGAGCUCUGCACUGAAGGCACCAAGUGUGAUGAUGCGUGCAUUCAGGCGGCUGCAUUGUAUGAAUGCCGGCAAGAACCCCAUCCUGAUAUAGUCGGAAAUUCGGGUGGAUGCAAAGCACCCACUUGUUCGGAAGCUGGUCUUCAUGACGAUGCCGCCGGCGAGCCUUGCUACGGACGUACUCUACCCGCCAUCGAGGGAUCUAUAGCGCAGGGAGUCCCAACGGUUCAGGGCCGCUGUGGGUCCAGUGAGGACUCUGGAUCCCUUAAGAUACACGAUCACCGCCCUCCCUCCCUUGCCGAGCGAUUCGGGGAAGCCUGUUCUUUUCAUCUCGAGAACGCAUUCCGCAAAUAUGCCGCUUAUAUCGAAACCGGUCGCUGUAUCUGCCGCAGUGUACUUUCUCAAGCUCCACCAGCCUGCGGCAAUGAAUGUGACCCAACCACGAAGAUACCUAAGGUUCCAGGGCCCUGUCUGGCUUCUGCAAAGAGUAGUGCUGUUGCACCCCCGGACUCGGCGAGGAAACGCGCGUGCUGUACGGGUGCAGGUAGACGGGAGGCUGUGCGUGCAGACGAUGGCCCUCAUUGUACGAAUGACUUGCUCGCAUCCGCUACUCCGUGUUCCACGGCCUUCUUGGCGAGCGAUCAAAUAAUUGGCGACGUGGAGAAAGCUAACGCCCGAGAAAACGUUCGCUUGCGCAUCCUUGGUAUGACCUGCACCGGCUGCGCGGGGAAAGCCGCGAAAACCCUCAGACAGAUCGACGGCGUCACUCGUGCUGAAGUAACAUUUAUUUCCUCCACUGGAGACAUCGAUAUUAAUCCACAGGUAGUCUCCGCCGAGACUAUUAUGCAAAAAAUAGAGCAGUACACGGGCUUCAAAGCAUCUCGCGUCAUUCAGGAUAACCAGUGUUUGGAUGUCAUCUUGCCUGCUGUUACUAUGAAGCAGUUCCAAGACGAUCUGCCACUGGGCAUUUGCGAAGUAUCCAAGAAUCAAGGUUCGUAUCGCGUCUCCUUCGACCCUAAUAUUAUUGGAGCUCGUGCAGUGCUUGCAGCGACCGGGGGUGGCGAGCUUGCGCCGCCUAGCGGUGAUGGUGCUCUUGCUGAAAGCAAAAAGCAUCUUUGGGACAUGCUCUGGUCGACCCUUAUAGCGGCUGUGCUUACCAUUCCGGUCUUGGUACUUGCUUGGGGAGAUGUUGAUAUCUCAUAUAGUGCCAAGUCGGUUACAUCUCUUGUUUUUGCAACCUUUGUGCAGGCUCUUGCAGUCCGAGAGUUCUAUAUCCGCGCACUCAAGUCCUUGAUCUUUAGCCGCGUUAUCGAGAUGGACAUGCUGAUUGUCAUCAGCAUCAGUGCUGCAUUCAUCUACUCGGUAGUGGCCUUUGGGCUUACGCAUGCCGGUUACGACCUCGAAAUUACUGAAUUUUUUGAAACCAGCACGUUGCUGAUCACGCUUGUCCUCUUCGGGCGACUUAUGGCGGCGUUUGCCAAAGCAAAGGCUGUUUCUGCGGUCUCUAUGCGGUCUCUUCAAUCUCGAACGGCACUCUGCGUUGAUCCCCGGACUGGUGAGGUUUCUGAAAUUGACGCCCGCCUGUUGGAGCUUGGCGACAAGGUCCUUGUUCGGCCUCACUCGAAUGUUGUCACAGAUGGAAUCGUUGUGGACGGUGAAGGGGAAGUCGACGAGUCGAUGCUUACCGGAGAGACUCUGGCAGUCGCCAAACGCACUGGUGAUUCUGUGAUCGCGGGAACAGUCAACGGCCCGAGUCCCCUGACCAUCAGCAUCACUCGACUCCCAGGCAAGAAUAGCAUUAGUGAUAUUGCUAACCUGGUCGAGAACGCCCUUGCUGCUAAGCCACGUGUUCAGGACCUAGCAGACAAGGUUGCCAGCUGGUUUGUCCCGGUUGUUGUGAGCAUCUCGGCUAUUGUGUUGAUAGUUUGGCUCGUCGUCGCUCUGAAAAUCCGCGGUCGGGAUGCAGGUGGUUCAAUUGGUAUGGCAAUUAGUUACUGCAUAGCCGUGUUGGCUGUUUCUUGCCCGUGUGCACUUGGCCUGGCAGUUCCAAUGGUCCUUGUUAUCGCUGGCGGAGUCGCUGCUCAGGCUGGUGUUAUUAUAAGGCAGGCCGAUGCGAUCGAGCGGAGCUACAAGGUCCGCGACGUGAUUUUCGACAAGACCGGCACUCUGACCACAGGUGACAUGGAAGUCGCAGAGGAGCGAUUUUUCCCCGCGAAGCUCUCUGAGAAGGAGGUUCAAUCUCUCGUGUACGGGCUUGUCAAAGAUGCCGAUCAUCCUGUCUCCAGGGCCGUGGCAAAUUACCUGCAAAGGAGCACAACCAACCCCGCUGGUGAUAUCGACAGCGUGAAAAGCAUUCCUGGUUGCGGUAUCCAAGCUUCAUGGCGGGCCUCGACGGUCCUUGCAGGUAACCCUUACUGGCUCAACAUCGAGAGAGAACCCAAGGUUGCGGUUCUCAUUCAGCGAGGCCUCACACUCUUAUGUGUCACGCUCGACUCGCAACCUAUUGCCGCUUUCGGACUAAGCAGCAUCAUCCGCCCUGAGGCAAACACGGUAGUCGACAUCAUGCACCGCAGGGGUAUCACUUGCCACAUUGUCAGCGGAGACGGGGCCCUAGCGGUUGCCCAGGUCGCCCAAUCCGUCAAUAUUCCACUUGAAAACGUCAUGUCGCGACAUUCUCCCUCUCAAAAGCAAGAGUAUGUCAAAAGACUCAUGGAUGAAGGAAAGGCAGUCUUAUUUUGCGGUGAUGGAACAAACGACGCCGUCGCUGUUGCGCAGGCCAAUGUUGGAGUCCAAAUUGGGUCGACCUCCGAUAUCACUCGGGGCACAGCCGAUGUUGUGCUGAUGGGAGGCCUUGAGGGCAUCCUAAUCCUUCUGGACGGUUCAAAGAGAGCGUUUCACCGCAUAUUCUUUAACUUUGUCUGGUCCGCUAUUUACAACAUCUUUGCCAUCCUGCUUGCGUCUGGGGCCUUUGUUAGGGUCAGGAUUCCGCCGGCGUAUGCGGGGGUGGGCGAGAUUGUGAGUGUCUUGCCAGUCAUCUUUGCGUCGUUAACUUUGGCAAUUGGUAACUCCGCUCGGAAGGCGUAGUUUUAUAGCUGCAGUCGCAGCCAACAUUACCUAACAGGAUUCAACAUCCUGUUUUCUGGACUCGGUGGAAUGUGUUUAGUUGUGGCACAGUAUAUUUCAAUUAUGGCUCAGUAGUUGAUUUGUUUGAAUGUUAGAGUUGAGCACUGCUCACAUACCUGAGCAUCCUUCAAGGACUGGGGCAACAAGGUAGUAUAUGGGCGACUUUCGAUAUACAACAUGGCGAUGGCGAUCACGGACGAAGGAUGAAAUCUACAGUCAUUCGGGAGUCCGCGACGAUAUGAAGCGAGACUAGCUUGUGAAAGCAAUCAACAGGAGGCCCCCUUUAUUUCUAAUUAUUCUGUGAGAGUAGCAGAGCAAUAUUUUGAAACAGUUGAAUCCCAGUUGCUAUUCACGAGUUGAAAGAAAAAAAAAUCAAGCAGACUUGGUCAAAUUAGAAUACAGCUAGUUGGUUUAUCCAGCCAUCGAAUCGUAAUCUUAUUACGUCGCC